CCACCACCCCCCUCGCCAUCACCACUGCCCACCUCCUCUCCCGUGGGUGGCGUCCUCGCGCGCCCAUGGCGAUCUCGCGCAUCCACCCCCUCUUCCUCCUGCUCCUGCUCCUGCUCCUGCUCCGCGCCUUCGCGUUGCUUCCCACGCAGGCUGCUGCUAGAGGCGGCCACGAUCUGUCAGAUGAUGGAGAUCAUGGGUCAGUUUCACGUAACCUGCUUCAAGAUAAGCCUCAUAUCACGGAAGAAAUGACUCGUGGAUAUAUGAGCAAUGCUGAGCUUGAGACUGCUGUACAUGCCUUUGGAAGUCGUUGUUCUAAUAUCUCCAGGGUAUACAGCAUCGGAAAGAGUGUGAAUGACUUUCCAUUGUUGGUGAUUGAAAUAUCAGACAAGCCCAGGCAAAGAGAAGCUGAACCAGCAUUCAAGUUCAUUGGAAAUGUUCAUGGUGAUGAGCCUGUUGGAAGAGAGGUUCUUAUGCAUCUUGCGAAUUGGCUGUGUGAUAACUAUCUAAAGGAUCCAUUGGCAACUCUCAUUGUGGAGAAUAUGCACCUUCAUAUACUUCCGACAAUGAACCCAGAUGGCUUUGCUCUUAGAUGGCGUGGUAAUGCAAACAAUAUUGAUCUCAACCGAGAUUUUCCUGACCAAUUCUUCUCCGUUAACAACGAUAUUAACUACAGACAACCUGAAACUAGAGCCAUUAUGAACUGGGUAAAGCAAGAACAUUUCACGGCUUCUGCUAGUUUUCAUGGGGGUGCUCUCGUUGCCAAUUAUCCAUGGGAUGGAACUAAAGAUACAGGAAAACGUUAUUAUGGAUGUCCUGAUGAUAAGACAUUCCGGCACAUGGCAUCAGUGUAUAGUCAGUCCCACUACAACAUGUCCUUGAGCAAAGAAUUUGAAGGAGGGAUAACAAAUGGAGCCUUAUGGUAUCCAAUAUAUGGUGGCAUGCAAGACUGGAAUUAUAUACAUGGAGGCUGCUUUGAGUUAACUCUGGAGAUUAGUGACACAAAGUGGCCAAAAGCAUCUGAGCUUUCUGUCAUCUGGGAACACAAUAGAAUGAGUAUGCUUAAUCUUCUUGCAAGCUUAAUAAAGUCAGGGGUUCAUGGAAGGAUAUUUGCAGCAGAUACUGGCAGACCUAUACCUGGCUCAGUGACGAUAAAGGGCAUUGAUUCCAAGGUAAGAGCAAGCAGGACUUUUGGAGAUUACCAUCGAAUUAUUGUGCCUGGUGAGAAAUAUGAAGUUAUGGCAUCCAUGGAAGGCUUCCGACCAAAAUCCACGCGCAUUGUGCUGGAGCAGGAAGCUGUCAACCUUGAUUUCAUCCUGGAGCCAGACGGAGCUGAUGGGCAGAUGAAGCUGCUCCGUAAUGACUAUGGUUGCCGCUGCGGCAGUGGCAUGAUGUUCCAUGUUGAAGAAGCUCACAUCUGGUUGUAUCUUCUUGUACUGUGUGUUGUCCUGACCCUCUAUUUGGUCUUCAAGAGGAAAACCGCAUCAAGGCUGCUGGCAUACAGAUACUCACCCAGACGGCCUGUUGCUGUAUAAGAGAAAUUUUACACCCUAGGACAGUUUUGUAACUUAUAUUAUUGGUUCUCACCCAAAUGGUCUGUUGUAUAAGCUGAAGGAUAUGUAAGUUUUGCAUCGAUGGAAAAUUUUGGAUCAUGCAAGAAUAUCACAAAUUGUAAGGCAUAUUAUGUGUC
Molecule: messenger RNA, 1687 nt
Organism: Panicum hallii
Lineage: Eukaryota; Viridiplantae; Streptophyta; Magnoliopsida; Poales; Poaceae
Product: carboxypeptidase SOL1
Exons: 15
Coding region: 66-1532 (488 amino acids)
Biological process (GO): proteolysis
Molecular function (GO): zinc ion binding; metallocarboxypeptidase activity
Source: RefSeq, a predicted model, not a curated record